AUGGGUCAAGGAAAGCAGCAGGAUGAACAGCAGGAGCGCCUGCAGGCCCAUGUCUCCGGGCAGGCGAACAAGCCCAUGUCGGCGCCGGCCCAUGCCUUGGGCUACGCCGAUGUCGAGAAGGAGCUCCAAGUCGACCACAAAGUUGGACUGACACCCGAGGAGGCCGAGAAACGCCUGGAGAUCUACGGUCCCAACGAGUUUGGCGAGCAGCAGGGUGUCCAGCCGCUCAAGAUCUUCAUCGGGCAGAUUGCCAACGCCCUGAGUCUGGUCCUGAUCCUCGCCAUGGUCGCCUCGUUUGCCAUCAAGUCGUGGAUCGAAGGCGGCGUCAUCACCGCCGUCAUCGCGCUCAACAUUAUCGUCGGCUUCCUGCAGGAGUUCAAGGCGGCGCAAACCAUGGACUCGCUGCGCUCGCUUAGCUCGCCGACGGCGCAGGCCGUCCGCUCCGGCGCCAACCAGACCGUCGUCACAGCCGCCAUCGUGCCCGGCGACGUCGUCGAGCUCAGGACCGGCGACACGGUGCCCGCCGACGUGCGCCUCGUCGAGGCCGUCAACUUUGAGACCAACGAGGCCCUGCUCACCGGCGAGUCGCUGCCUGUCCGCAAGGAGACGGCCGCCACGUUUGCGCCGGAUACCGGGCCCGGCGACCGCCUCAACGUCGCGUACUCGUCGUCGACCGUCACCAAGGGACGCGCCGUCGGCGUCGUCUUCGCUACCGGCAUGUUUACCGAGAUUGGCCAGAUCGCCGUGGCGCUGCGCGGCAGGACCGCCCGGCGUAGGGAGCCCAAGAAGAGGCGCGAGGACGGCUCCGCGAGCCUCCACCGCUGGGUCGAGGCCUGGGGGCUGACGUUUUCCGACGCCGUCGGCCGCUUUCUCGGAGUGAAUGUCGGCACGCCCCUGCAGCGGAAGCUUUCCAAGCUGGCUCUCCUCCUUCUCGGUACCGCUAUUAUCUGCGCCAUCAUCGUGCUUGGCGCCAACAGCUUCAGCGACAGCCAAGAGGUCAUCAUCUACGCCGUCGCCACGGGCUUGUCUAUGAUUCCGGCGUCGCUCAUCGUCGUGCUCACCAUCACCAUGGCCGCGGGCACCAAGCGCAUGGUGCAGCGAAAUGUCAUUGUCCGCAACCUCAAGUCCCUCGAGGCCCUGGGCGCGGUUUCUAAUAUAUGUUCGGACAAGACUGGAACCCUCACGCAGGGUAACAUGAUUGUCAAGAAGGCCUGGAUCCCCGGCCGAGGCACCUUCUCGGUCGGCACGACCAGCGAGCCGUUCAACCCCACGGCCGGCACGGUCAGCCUGAAGCCCGAGCAGCCCAAAGAUAUUAACUUUGGCACUGAUGACUCUGAAGGUAACGCUGUCAAUACUGCUGCCCUUCCCGCCCAAGAUGCGACUCUCCGUGAAUACCUCAACGUGGCUUCCCUCGCCAACCUGGCCGCUGUGCAGCAGGUCGACGGCGAGUGGCAGGUGCGCGGUGACCCUACCGAGAUCGCCAUGCAGGUUUUUGCCUCGCGCUUUGACUGGAACCGACUCCGUCUUGCCCACGACGGCGACGAGGCCGAGUGGUCCGAGGUGGCCGAGUUUCCGUUUGACUCGGACGUGAAGAAGAUGUCGGUCAUCAUGGCGCACAAGCCGUCGGGCACGCAGCACCUCUUCACCAAGGGCGCCGUCGAGCGUGUGCUCGUCUCGUGCGCGCAGUACGUCGACAGCAGCGACGAGGUGCAAGUGCUCACCGACGACGUCCGGGACGACACGCUGCGCAACAUGGAAGCUCUCGCGCGUCUCGGCCUCCGCGUGCUCGCGCUCGCAAGCCGCACCGGCAUCCCGCACGUCAAGCACAACGAAGCCGAGCUCGCGCGCGGCGACUUUGAGCGGGACCUCGUCUUCCGCGGCCUCGUCGGGCUCUACGACCCGCCCCGGCCCGAGUCGGCGCCGUCGGUCCGCAAGUGCCACGAGGCGGGCAUCAGCGUGCACAUGCUGACGGGCGACCACCCAGCGACGGCGCGCGCCAUUGCGCUCGAGGUCGGCAUCCUGCCGGCGCGCAUGUCGCAGGUGGCGGCGGACGUGGCGCGCACCAUGGUCAUGGCGGCGUCCGACUUUGACAAGCUCACUGAUGAAGAGAUUGACAAGCUCCCCAUCCUGCCGCUCGUCGUGGCGCGCUGCGCGCCGCAGACAAAGGUGCGCAUGAUUGAGGCGCUGCACCGACGCCGGGCGUUUGUGGCCAUGACGGGUGACGGCGUCAACGACUCGCCCUCGCUGAAGCGCGCCGAUGUCGGCAUCGCCAUGGGCCGGGCCGGUUCCGACGUGGCCAAGGAGGCGUCCGACAUUGUGCUGACGGACGACAACUUUGCGUCGAUCCUCAACGCCGUCGAGGAGGGGCGCCGCAUGUUUGACAAUAUCCAAAAGUUCAUCCUGCACGUCCUGGCCGAGAACAUUGCGCAGGCGUGCACGCUCCUCAUCGGGCUCGCGUUCAAGGACUCGCGCGGCAUCUCUGUGUUCCCGCUCGCGCCGGUGCAGAUUCUCUGGAUCAUCAUGGUGACCUCUGGCAUGCCCGACAUGGGUCUCGGCUUCGAGACGGCGGCGCCCGACAUCAUGCAGCGGCCCCCCCAGAACCUGAAGCAGGGCGUCUUCGCGCCGGAGCUGCUCCUCGACAUGGCCGUCUACGGGCUCUGGAUGGCAGCGCUCUGUAUCUGCUCCUUCAUCGUGGUGCUGUACGGCUUCGGGCGCGGCGCGGCGGACCUGGGCGACGACUGCAACAACACGUACCACGAGAGCUGCCACGUCGUGUUCCGCGCGCGCGCGACGACGUUUGCCUGUCUGACGUGGUUUGCCCUCUUCCUCGCGUGGGAAAUGGUCAACCUGCGGCGCAGCUUCUUCCGCAUGCAGCCCAAGAGCGGGCGGCCCUACACGCAGUGGAUGCGCGAUGUCUGGCGCAACCAGUUUCUGUUCUGGUCCGUCGUGGGCGGCUUCGUCACCAUGUUUCCCAUCAUCUACAUUCCCGUCAUCAACACGGUCGUCUUCAAGCACGCGCCCAUUUCCUGGGAGUGGGCCGUCGUCUUUGUCGAGGCCGGCCUCUUCUUCCUCGGCAUCGAGGCGUGGAAGUGGGCGAAGCGCGUCUACUUUCGCCGCCAGGCGCGCAGGCAGACGACGGACCGCGUGGGCGAUUUGGAGGAGCGCGUCUUUGGACACUACUUCCGCACCAACACACAGAGCUCGGCCAGCGGCGACGAGGCGCUGGUUGAAAAGACGCAGAACAGCGCCGGAACGCAAUAA
This is a messenger RNA of Cordyceps militaris CM01, 3261 nucleotides long. Its product is annotated as sodium P-type ATPase, putative. Lineage: Eukaryota; Fungi; Ascomycota; Sordariomycetes; Hypocreales; Cordycipitaceae. The coding region runs from base 1 to 3261 and encodes 1086 amino acids. The record is from RefSeq and is a predicted model, not a curated record. Gene Ontology annotation, cellular component: plasma membrane. Gene Ontology annotation, molecular function: ATP hydrolysis activity; P-type calcium transporter activity; ATP binding. The transcript has 3 exons. Gene Ontology annotation, biological process: intracellular calcium ion homeostasis; calcium ion transmembrane transport.